Messenger RNA from Porites lobata, 7357 nucleotides. The record is from the annotation of a GenBank genome assembly. NCBI's taxonomy places the organism in Eukaryota, Metazoa, Cnidaria, Anthozoa, Scleractinia, Poritidae.
AUUAUCGUAGAGGCAAGAGGCGCAGGAGAAGGAUUUUGUUUUAAGAAAAUCAGCAAGAAAACAGGAGCAUGCAAAAAAAUAUCAGGAAAGAAGAUUCAGAAAGUUGAUUGCUGUUCAGGCGGGGGCGCAGGAUGGAGCAAACGGAAAAAAGACAAAGACAGCUGCGAGCCGUGUCGAACGUCCGUCCAAGGUAGGAAGUUGGGUCCUUAGUAAACAUAAGGCUGCCAAACAACAAUUUUAAAGAAAAAGGAAGAAAGGAUUUUGGUGUCCAAAAUAUUGGUAACAAUUAAAAGAAAAAGAUACUGCGAAAGAGGCUUCUUUCAAUAGCCACAUCAUAGGAUUUGGUUAACGAAUUGAUAAGACAGAAGACGUAGAACUUGUUUACAGAGCAUAAUAAAUAUCACGCUUACAAAAACCACUAAAAAGGUUCCAUUUCAAAGGUUUGAAAGGAUUUCCUCCUUGAGAUUACCAUAAUUUCUUAUUAACUGACUAUGCUUUUGAAAAGGUUAAAUAAAAAAUAACAAACGAUUCAUCUUUUACUUUAAGUGAAUUUUAGGAAUUGAUUCUAAAACUAGUAAGGACAUCUCCAUGAUAUGACUGCGGUACAUUUCCUUAGUAAUACUAUGUUAACAUUGAAAGAAACUUUUUUAAUGCCAAACUUUUUUAAUGCCAAAUAAGGGUGGCUUGUACUUGGCUUUAGAAAACAUUAUGUUAGUUUGACUAUGUUAGUUCAUUAUGUUCUGUUUGAACUGAGUUAAUGCAAGACCUUUGGAUUCUAAGACGUGGACAACUAUGAGGUUUGUAGUGAACCAGCGUCAUUUGAGUGGGAAAACGUGAUGGCCGUCGUCAUUCUACGACAAGUUUCAGCGACCAGAAUGCCGUAGUGGUGAAAACAAAUCAUAAAAGAUCAGAAGUUUUAUGAUUUGGCGAUGGGGAGAGGGGGGUGUGUGUUCAGUUUGAAUAACCAGAAAAAAACAUUUGUUUAAAUCUCGUCCUCGAACCAAAGGGACUCUAAUAUGGUCUUUUUUAAACGUAGUGACAAGUCGUUGGAGUAACUGGGGUCCCUGGAGUAAGUGUAACGCAACUUGUGGGCCUUCAUACCAAUUCAGUAAUAGGACGUGCAUUUCUAAUGGUCCCAAAAAUUGUAAAGGAAGAAGUCAGAAAUCCAGGCCAUGCAGCACAUCACCCUGUCCAAGUAAGUAAAAGGAUUCUAUUUAAUUUUAUUUCUAGCAUGGCUCUAGAUUGAUUAGAUAGCUAUAGAGUAAGUCAUAUUGAAGUUGACUCAUUUUCUGCAAGUUUUCUUGCAAGCUUUUCCUUUCGCCACGCUCACUGCUCUUCCAAAAAGAUGUCAUUUUAAGUGAAAAUCCGUUGACAUGCAAUCUGGUGGUUACCCUGGGUAUGUCUUCCCUGAAUCCUAGCGACACCCCUGGGUAGCUAGAUCAUAUGCGAUCGCAGGCUUCUGACUGGACUAAGGAUCAAUGCUGGAGCUCAACUGACAGAUAAAGCGGUAAAUGGAGAUUAAUUAGAACUAAUUAUGACACAAUGUAAAGAAAUGUUCUUUAAUGAGGAUAACGCUUAAUCUCUCGAUCUACACAUGGCCCUCAGAGAGAGAGUAACUAGCUUGCUAACGAAAUACUAAAGAUUUUCCAUUACCAGGUAAAAAUUUCGCUUUGCUUUAUUUUGAUUUCAAAAGGAGUUAACGAGCAGCAGUCGUUCCGUCAGAAAAUAGCAGCAGUCUUUUAGUUAGUCUGUCGGUGUGACUGUUUUACCCAAGGUAAAAUCAAAUUCUGUGUGUAGUUUCGUCGGUUUGACUAGAAUGGACUGCCUUGGCGAGUAGACUGUAACCAGUUAAUGAAAAACUAUGCAAGUUGGAAAUGAGAAUUAGAAGAACUUAUUAUUCACAUAUAAUACAUGAAACAGUAUAGAUAAUAAUGUGUAAUUGUAGCCAAACUAGACUACGAGUAGUCCCCCAUUUUUCCUCAGGGGAUAGUAGAGCGAGCAAAACGCGAGCGCGCGUGAAAAUCAACCCACGCGAGAAAAGGCGACACGCGGCGUGUCGCCUUUUCUCGCGUGGGGUGAUUUUUACGCGCGCUCGCGUUUCGCUCGCUCUACUAUCCCCUGAGGAAAAAUGGGGGACUACUCGUAGUCUAUAGCCAAACUAGCUUGUCAAAUUAAUUGCAUGCAUCGGUUCUUCAUUCAUUCAUUCAUCCAUUCACUCAUUACACUUACUUCUCACUUAGGGCAAAGGAUAUUGGAAAACCUUUUUCAUUGAUGUUUUUGCCUGUUUCAGUUGACGGGGGCUGGUCUCCCUGGGGUAACUGGACGCGCUGUUCGAAAACAUGUGGAGUGGGUUAUCAAACUCAACACAGAACUUGCACUAAUCCGCCACCACAACAUGGCGGAAGGGACUGUCAAGGGAAUCUGGAUCAAUCAAGACAAUGCGAGGAUCAGAAGCACUGCCCAAGUGAGUUUAAGUCUCAAUCUCACUUUGAAAUCAGUUGAUUAGCAAUUAUUGGACUCGGCUUUCGUACGAUAUGAAGAAUUAUGCAGAUCGUGGAGCGUGUUGUCGGCCGAGGCGGAGAGAACAAAGAGAAAUUCGACAAAUUCAGACAAAAAGAUAUUCUUCAAAUAACAGUUAUCAUCCGUUGAGGUGCAUUUUUGCUGUUCUUGCUAUGCUGAGGCAGUAAUUUGCCUACUGACUUCUUCGCAAAACGUGUGAAUUUGCGCUUGUUCUACCAAACAAAGCAACCACUUCCCCAGGGCUUCUCGGUUGGCUUCCUUUUUUUUCUGUCUGUUAUUUUGCACCAUUGAUGUGAUUUUAUCGAAUAUUGCAAACGUCUAAAUUUGGAAAACGCUGGCUGGUUAUGAAAAAUUAGCUGAAGGAUUCGAGGCAUUAAGAAACGAGGAAAUAGUUUGAAUUGGUGAUACUCAAUAAAAUUUCAAAACAGAAGCCCAUCUUGAUAAACGUGAUACAGUCGAACCCCGCUGGACAGUUUUGUUUUGCCUGGGGAAAGCCCUUACAUUUUUUCUAAAUUCAACCCGCUUAAUACGGACACCCGUUAAUGCGUACAACGAACACUCUUUUCUUUCCCAAUCAACAGAUUCUCAUAGAAAGUCAACCUCGCUAAUGCGGACACUUCAACAACAUCUGUGUGUUGUAAUAGACCUUUCCUUUCUGAAAGUAAAAAAAACCCUUCAAUUGAGAGCUUGUCGAUAUUCCCAGCGCUACAGUACACCGAAUUGGACUAAGUAUUUGUAGACGUCAAUUUCAGACUAUUUUGGCAUCAAACGAGUUAUGCAGGAUUACCAGUAAGUAAGAUGUAGACAGGGCGAUUUUUGAAUGUUUUCCGCAGAUUUCGUCCGCGCAAUGACGGCUUUGUGAAGGUUAGGGAUAUUUAAUUUGAAGAUGAUAAGGUCCUCUUUUAUUUCUUUCGUAUUUUGUCCUAAUAAAUGGUGUUUUAUACUUGAAUAACAUGACCCCCUCAAUAGGGACAUCCCGGACACUUUCUUUGGGCCCAUCAGUGUCCGUAUUAACGGGUUAGACUGUAUUAGUUGGGAACAUUAAAAAAAGUUAUAAUUGAUCCGUACUUGGAAUGUAAACGCAAUAUAUACUUCCUGUUAAAUCUGUUUUUAAUGGGGAGCUUAAGCACAACGGCGAAGAUGCCGAGACCUUAUCCCUGUUAUUCUACCUCGUUCAUGUUUGCGAAUCUACUUUAAGAGAAUUUUAAGGACCGUAUCCAAGUUUAGGACAAGAAAGAGAAAAUCAUUGUCUUGAGUUAACUUCCUCCUAAAAUAGAAAGAUUAGGAAGAUUUCACUUGAACGUCGUGCGGUGACGGCAAAGAAAUGUACCAAAAAGUGUGAUGCACCUGAAGCUGGUUGUUUUGUUUAGUAAGUCUAUUGAUUUUUGAGGCAGUCUCGAUGCCGCCGCCGUCGCAGUUGCUUUAAGCUCUCAAAAACUUUUUAUUUAUAGCCUUGCUUUAAUUGUUUUUUUUCUUUCGAAACCUCUACAUCUUCAUACGAAGAGCAUUUUUCUCCUUCUUUAAGACACGCCUAAAGCAGGAGAUAUCUUCUCACUUUUUUUCGUCAAUAUGUUUUGCCCAUUGAAUUGGCUUCGUCAUCUAUUUUGAUCGAUUUGUCUCCGAUCUCGAUAUUAACCUGAUUAUUCGAAAGACUGUGUGUUUGUUGAUCUGACUCAUGAAUUUAAUCUUGGCGGCAUUAAUCCUUAGCCUCCAGUUAGUUAUAAGCCAACGCCGGGUUAAAGUUUCAUAGCACUGAGUAGACGAUAUUUUUAACGUCAAACAGCCGCGAAGGCUAUAUUUGUGUCGUCGGCGAACACAGAGGCUACGAAAACUGAGGCAUUUAGGCAGAUCGAUCAUGUGAACUAAUUAAAGAAGUGUCCAACGUUGCUUCCCCAAUGGAAGACACAAGAAACUGGAGGAAUAUUUGACAAAUGACCAUUACAAGUAAACAUAAAAUAACUUAACAUCGCAACCAAAUGGACAUUCGAGUUGUCCGUUCAAUUUUGAGCUAUAUAAAAAUUCAUUGCAAGUUUGUUUAAUUUUUAUCAGGGUUUUACAAGGUUUAAUAUGAUUGUAUUAUUGUUCCGGAUUCUCUGUUUAUAAUAUUUAGUUUGUUUAUUUACUUUUCAUUUCAUUGCUCUAUUUUCUUUGGGUUUAUACACCCAUAACUGCAUCAUAACAUGUAUAUCACUGAUUCUCUAACAGGGGCGGGUCCAGGAUUAUUUUUAGGAGGAGGUGCACUCUUCUCUUGCUCUACUUCAACAGCAAUAAACCACAUAGUUUUUUUUUUUUUUGCAGAAUACCAGUUGUAUUAGAAAACCGCAGGUCAUCUCCGGGGGGGGAGGGGUGCGCACCCCCUGCACCCUCCCCCUAGAUCCGCCCCUGUCCAAGUUACAUGUGAACUUACGUAAAUAUGAUACUUUGAUUUUUGUUUCAGUUCAUGGAGGCUUGGGCCAGUGGGGAGAUUGGUCUGGUUGUGAUAAGACCUGCGGGCUCGGAAAGAGGACGCGAGAGCGGCCAUGUGAUAACCCAAAGCCCCAGUAUGGAGGGAGACCAUGUAACGACUCUGGCAGGAGAGAAUUUAGAUACUGCAGGGAACAGAGAUGCCCAAUAGGUUUGUUAUGUUUUAAAACUCUCUUUCGUUAGGAAAGAAUGUAAAAAUGGUGGCCAGGUGUUAAAAAUGUGCGGCUAAAACACUAAAUCCAAAUAUUUAGCCCUUUCACUGUCCCAGUGAAUGAUGAUGGUUCUGACUUUGGUACCUGUGGACAAAACAUUAUGGUGUGACCAUUCAAAUAAAGCCUCUUCAACGAUACUUUUACAUACUACUAUCAUUUGGUUUUCAGCAUUUUACAAAAUAAAAUUUGGAAUUUGUUUUUAAUCUUAACUUUGGUCACUUUUAAGGAUGAAAGGACAAAAAAUUUCGAGUGUUACCCUUUGACUUCUUUUGUUUCUUCCAGUAUAUUCAGGUUCCGGCGUUGGAUCAGGAUCUGGAUGGGGGUCUGGCUCUGGCUCUGGCUCUGGCUCUGGAUCAGGCUCGUCGGGAUCUGGGUCUGGUGAUUGGAUAGGAGGAGAUGGCUGGAGCGAUGACGAGGACUUAAGUCAGCGUCGGCGUCGGCGUCGACGAAGAUCAUUGAGAAAUUAAAGAGAGAUUUAAGUGUAAAUGACAUUAUAUUUUAUUGCUUGGUUGAUAGAAUAUCAGUACACAGUGUCAUGAUCAAAACUUUUACCGUGAUUUGACCGUCUAUAAACUUGAAUUUUUACCUCUGGUUGCCGCAAAACAAGUUCUCCUGUAAUGACGUCACAAUCCUUACCAGUCUACCGUCUUUUUUACAAUCGCGCGGUUUUGUUCCAGAAGUGAAAUUUCACUUUCAAUUUACUGGAGAGGAAAAAUCGAUAUCGAGAAAAAGCCUUUCGCUGUUCUUAUUACGACCACACUGCGUAGAUUCCAACCUCGUUCACAGGUUCUCUCUCACUCCGUAGGGACGGGUAGGAGAGAACCCUGUCAACGAGGUUGAGUAGAUUCUAUCAAGCAAAUAAAAAUAAUCUGUCAUCACUUGCAUCGCAUUGCUCACUGCAUUGCAGCACAGUGAGUAUGUGGGUAAUUUGUAGUUAAAUUCUUCCGAAGAUAGGAUAAAGUACUAGAAAAGAAUUCUGGAAAACAAAAUGCAUAUUUUCUGUUUAUUAUACUUCAUUUUUUUUUUUUAAAACAAAACACGUUUUUGAUACUGGUGAGGUUAAAAUGCUGAGGUUCAUGAUAACUUUGCUACCACUUAUAGUAAAAUUUUAGACCUACCAUAAUUUAUGUCCAUUUAUGUCUGGACUGAAAAGGAAGAGGCUCGCUAUGGGUGUUUUCAAAAAUAUCGAAGUCGCAACAAUCGCUACUGAUGUCAAACGACGGUCUGAAAAAAAAGGAACGAUGAUUAAAUUUGAUGUCGUUAGUCGCGCGAUGAAGGCAAAAAAGUCUGCCAAAAAGUGUGAUUACGUCCAGAGCUUCUGUUUUGCUUAUUAAAGCUGUCGUUCCGUGUCGUGGUUGCCCGAGAUCGCUGGUAGUACUCGCAAACAAUUCGGUUUUUCAACAAAAUCGUUGCAGUGUGACGAUUUCGUUAAAAAACCGAGCAUUUGAUAGAAAACACUGAGAAAACGCGCUGCGAAAACGAAGUCCUCAGGUUCCCAUGGACAGGCAUGUACGUGUUCUAACCUGCGAGCAAGCUCUCUCACUGGGCGAACGAAGCGAGCCGCGCGAGAACGUGCGAGCAAGCGGCGAAACGUCUCCCCACGCGUGCCACUCGUGCAUGUACUUUUCACGAUAUCCCCCUAAUGGAGAGCUUGCUCGCCGGCUAUUAGCCUGCGUAGCAGGCACUAGGAAAUAAAUGGACGCAAGAAAGAACGGGUGGGAAACAAUUUUCGGGGGCCUUCGGUGCAGGCGCUCCCUCUCCCCUCGCGUGUCUCCUUCUCGCGCGCGCGUUUUUCCUUGCGCCCAUUUAUGUCCUAGCGCCUGCUACGCAGGCUAGCCGGCUAUACGUGUUCCUGCCGACAAACCCAAAGGAAAUUACAUGGAGACAGGUCCAACUCUUUAGUUUAACUAAUUUUUGUGUCUUUUCUUGUCUAGACGUUUUGUUUAGUAUAUUGUAAACCAAAGUUAAUGAAUAGCUUAUUUUUAAUUUUUUAAAAUUGACUUACUGAGAAUAAUUUGAUGAGGCGUUGGUAAAGUAUAAUCCGCUGUCCAGUUGGCUCAGUUGGAAUAGCUCCAGUCUGUUGACCGGUUGGUCAGGGGUUCCAACAUGAGCUAAAGGUCGUGGAGGUCUUGGACUAAAUAAAUGUAAAAUUUUUGUGGAAG